This is a messenger RNA of Microdochium trichocladiopsis, 1593 nucleotides long. RefSeq lists its product as uncharacterized. Gene Ontology annotation, molecular function: molybdate ion transmembrane transporter activity. The transcript has 3 exons. Gene Ontology annotation, cellular component: membrane. Gene Ontology annotation, biological process: molybdate ion transport. Bases 1 to 1593 code for a protein of 530 amino acids. Lineage: Eukaryota; Fungi; Ascomycota; Sordariomycetes; Xylariales; Microdochiaceae. The record is from RefSeq and is a predicted model, not a curated record.
AUGGAUCUCGACAUGUAUUGGAUGGGCCUGGCCGUCUUGGGGCCGAUGGUGCUCGGGGCGAUUGGGCAUGGCGUUGUGCUUCGGGGGCUGAGACGAUGGCGAUCCGGCACGGGGCCCGUGUCUGUGACGGAGCCGAGCGCGCUAGACGCGGAGGCCAGCCGCUUCCGCACGGUCUUCCUGCGCGUCUAUCUCACCGUCAUGGCGUCAGAGUGGCUGCAGGGCCCCUACAUUUACUCGCUCUUCCGGCAUGAAAAGUCGCUUUCGGAAUGGACCGUUGCUCUGCUCUUCGUCACAUACUACACCUCUGCCGCCAUAUCAGCUCCGUUUACUGGCUGCCUCGCAGAUCGCUUUGGGCGCAGAGCUGCCUGCCUGUCCUUUUGUGCUAUUCACAGCCUUGCCUCCAUCACGGCCUUCUUUGAUUCCAUCGAGAUCCUCGUGGCUGGUAGAGUCCUGGGCGGCUUCGCUCUAACGCUGUUAUGGACCGCCUUCGAGAGCUGGAUGGUGGCCGAGUACAACGCCAGGGGCCUUGAGCACAGUUCCUUGGGAUUGCCAGCCAUGUUUGGGGCAAUGACGACCUCAAACUGCAUCACGGGCAUUCUUGCGGGCAUCCUUGGCCAUUGUAUCGUGCUCACUCUCGGCUCCAAGACAGACCCAUUCGCUCUGGGCGUGCUGCUAAAUGUUUGUGCCGUGGUCUUGAUGCUACGAACCUGGAACGAAAAUCGCGGGGUGCCCAAGGUCCUUUCCGGGGAGGAGAAGUCGGAGCUGUUACCCGCCUCUCAGACAUUGGACGCCGCGGUUGACGGUCCUAUCCUUAGCCAGAGCCCCUCGUCACAGCUGCGCGACUAUAAAGUCUGGGUACUAAGCUUCGUGUCAUGCUGCUUCGAAGGCACGAUGUUCCUGCUUGUCUUCUUCUGGCCAAGCGCCCUUCAGGGGGCACACGAUGCGGCGCUUGGGGACACUGUCGAAUCCGACUCCCUGCCUCAUGGUGUUAUUCAGGCUGCGUUCAUGGCGAGCAUGGUGCUCGGCGCAAUCCUCUUCAACACCCUCACUGGCUCAACAAUCCAGUCAAAAGAUCGCAUCUUGGAGGACACAAUAGUCGGCAGAUACUUUGGCCCGACAUCGCUCAUGUGCACUGCGCUUGUGGUCGGCUCUGUGAGUUUUCUGGUAGCGGCGUUUUGCAGAGCAGAGCUGCACAUGUUUGGCGUCUUCCUGGCUCUCGAGCUUUGCAGUGGCAUUUUCAUUCCAAGCAUGGCGCUACACCGAAGCAUUAUUGUGAGCGACAAGCACCGAACAGGCACAUAUGGCAUCAUGAAGAUCCCGCUGUUCCUGUUUGUUGUGGGCGCGCUGUGCACCACGACGGGAGCCGACCGGAAUCAACAUCAGCAGCGAGUGUUUCUGCUCUGCUCAGGUUUGUUGCUCUUAGCUGCCAUUGCUGCUAUAGUGGGUUUGAGAGGCAACAUGGACUACUCUGGGCAGAAUUUCACGAUACUAGCUACUGAUGAUUUGCAUGAGGCUGUGGCGGAAGAUUAUCUUAUAACGAAAAGCCGUGUCUGCGAAACGACAUCACCCUUCACCGAGGAGGAAGCAAAGUAG